AAAACUUUGAAUUUCUAAAAUCAAAAUUAAAGAAUUUGAAUCUCUCUCCAAAAGAGUUCCCGCCAUCUUCUCCUCUCACCUUCCUCUUAAACAUCAAACAUGGUAAGUUCAUCAGAUUCUGCAAAUUGAUUACACUUCUCUCUUUCUCUCUCUCUCAUUUCCAAUGAAACCCUCCACCCUCCUUGACGCCCACAACCAGACAAUCACCACCCAAAAGCUAACUCUCUCUUGUCCGAUCCUCGACCGCUUCCUCUCCGGUGGCAUUCCUUGCAAAUCCAUCACCGAAAUCGUUGCCGAAAGCGGUUCCGGUAAAACCCAGCUCUGUCUUCAACUCCUCCUCUCUGCUCAACUCCCUGCCUCGCUCGGUGGCUUUUCCGCCUCCUCUCUCUACCUCUACACCGAAUUCCCCUUCCCCGAUCGCCGGCUCCGACAACUUUCACACUCCUUCGCCGAUUCCUACAAUACCCAUAUAGGUUCUCUAUCGUAUGAUCCCUUGGACAAGGUUUUAGUCCAGGCUGUUCAUGAUGCACACCACCUGUUCGACGUUUUGCUCAAGUUAGAUUCUUUUCUUGUCCGAAGGAACUCGACCCAAUGGCCAAUUAAACUGAUUGUUAUUGAUUCGAUUGCCGCCAUUUUCCGGUCGGAUUUCGAUAACACCCCUUCUGAUCUUAAGAGGAGGUUAUCGUUCUUCUUCAAGAUUUCAGGGAAGUUGAGAGCGCUGGCUGAGAAGUUUGGAUUGGCAGUGGUGAUAAGCAAUCAAGUGGUUGAUUUUGUGGGGAAUAAUGAUGGGAUUAAUGGGUUAAGGAUAGGGAAUUUGCCAUGUUUGUAUACUUCAGGGAGGCGGGUUUGUGCGGCUUUGGGUUUAUCAUGGGCUAAUUGUGUUAAUACAAGGCUAUUUAUAUCGAAAAGCGAGGAGGUUAUUGGAGAGGGGAGUGGGUUUGUUGAGGAAGAUGGGAAGUUCUCAGUGGGUAUGCGUACUAGAAGACACAUUCAUGUUGUUUUUGCGCCUCAUUUGCCACCUUCUUCUUGUGAAUUUACAAUCCUGAGGGAAGGGGUUUCCGGUCUGGAAAGUAGAGAUCAUCUUGUUGCAAAUAGUAGUCGUCAAUAAUAAUGUUGAUUUAGUUGUGUUUUUAGAAUUUAAUGGUGUAAAUACUAAAUAGUGGGAUGUAAUUCUGAAACGUUGGCGUGUUGGAUAAUCUUGAGUCUUUACAGAAUUACAGAUAGUUUAAGGAGAAAUUUCUGGGCUGCUAUCAUAUCACCACAUUUUUGGUUCAUAAUCUUAUUGUACCUGUAAGAUGUUUCCUGAGUCCAGAGAUGAGCAAUCUAUCUAUAUAGUGCUUUUGUUGCA
Spinacia oleracea (spinach) is the source of this 1348-nucleotide messenger RNA. Its product is annotated as DNA repair protein XRCC3 homolog. Gene Ontology annotation, cellular component: replication fork; Rad51C-XRCC3 complex. The transcript has a single exon. Gene Ontology annotation, molecular function: four-way junction DNA binding; ATP binding; ATP-dependent DNA damage sensor activity. The coding region runs from base 164 to 1108 and encodes 314 amino acids. Lineage: Eukaryota; Viridiplantae; Streptophyta; Magnoliopsida; Caryophyllales; Amaranthaceae. The record is from RefSeq and is a predicted model, not a curated record. Gene Ontology annotation, biological process: telomere maintenance via recombination; resolution of mitotic recombination intermediates; double-strand break repair via synthesis-dependent strand annealing.